UCCAAACCUUUUAAAAAUUAGCACUACAGUAUUUAAUAAGAUUUAAGAAACGUUGACUUGAAGUUUUUUAUGCGUUUCUUUAAGUGGAGUAAUUAACCAAAGUUGGAUGCAUUUUCUUAAUUCAUCAUUGUCUAAUUCUCAAAUCUUAUAAGUAUGUUUAUAUAAAUUCUUAUCAUUGCCUUGUUCUCUCUCUAUACUUACAUAAAGGCACAUCAAUUUGCUUGAGAGCUAUAAAAUUAAUUAGUAUCUGAAAGAUUAAGCUUAACUCUUGAUCCAUGGAUUCUUCAAAAGGAACAUCAAAUGAAGCUAAGGGUGUUGAUGUUUACACAGCAAAAGGAUUACUUGCUACCGGAUAUCGGUAUUUAGAUGUAAGGACAAAUGAAGAAUUCGAAAAAGGACAUGUUGAAGGUGCUCUCAACAUUCCUUAUAUGUUCAUAACUGAAGAAGCGCGAGUGAAGAAUCCUAACUUCAUUGGCCAAGUUUUAGAAGUUUGCAAGAAGGAAGAUCACUUAGUUGUGGCUUGCAACAAAGGUGGUAGAGGCCUUAAAGCAACAAUUGAUCUGCAACAUGAAGGCUUCGAGGAUGUUGCCAACAUUGAAGGGGGUUACUCUGCUUGGAUAGAUGCCGGAUUUGCUGGUGAAAAUGCAGAAAAACUUGCUUGCAAGUCCCGUCCUUGAAACUUCUAUGCUACAUCUAUAUUAGGGCAAGAUUGAUUAAUGAUUGUCAUGUGAACUAUGUUUCAUUUUGCUUGUGAUUUAUGAUUAACGUUAAGUUAUAUUUUUCA
This is a messenger RNA of Beta vulgaris subsp. vulgaris (sugar beet), 784 nucleotides long. Its product is annotated as protein HIGH ARSENIC CONTENT 1, mitochondrial. The transcript is spliced from 6 exons. The record is from RefSeq and is a predicted model, not a curated record. The coding region runs from base 276 to 677 and encodes 133 amino acids. Gene Ontology annotation, molecular function: catalytic activity. NCBI's taxonomy places the organism in Eukaryota, Viridiplantae, Streptophyta, Magnoliopsida, Caryophyllales, Amaranthaceae.